CUAAACUCGAAGCGACAGGUUGUCAACGCUCAUAUGUGACUGUUGUGAGGUUGUCAGGCGACAUUGUGAACACGUUUCAUUCUAAAACAAUAUUUACGAGUGAUAUAUGUUAGUGUUUGUCGUUGCGUCUCAAACCGACGUCUGUUUUAAAUUAUAACACGAGCUAAACAGUCGUCCGUCAACAUUAACUAAUACGUAACCGGUCGUUUUUCUCCGUCUGACCUCCGGUGUUAACGGCUUCCGGUUCGCCGCGAGUUCUGCUGGCGCGCUGAGUGUUGCAGCUCUGCACAAAGUCCAUAAUUGGCUGAGGGAGCUGAGGGAGGUGCAGGGGCUGCUGGGUAAUCCGGCGUCUUGCUGAGGCCGUGCAGACGUGGAGGAAGUGAAACGCCAGCGUUCACCUGCAGCUGGAGAGCUGGGGCUGGACUCACCUCUCCAGCUGCUCCUCAACUCCCUGGGACUCUGAGAAGGAGCAUCCCUCCUCCUCCUCCUCCUCCUCCUCCUCCAUCCAGACGAUGUCCAGACGCAGCCUCCGCCUGGACGAUGGCCUCCUGGACCGGAGUCUGCCGACCACCAGCGCCUCCUUCAGCGUAGGAGGAGGCAGCUGGAGGACCAGCAGGUCCCUGAUGUCUCGCCGGUCUCAGCAUCACUCCGUCUCCUGCUCAGAGUCUCUCCUCCAGACGCCUCGUAAAGCAGCCGUCCAGUCCGGUGACGACGGCAGCGUCCACAGCGACGCCUCCCUCAUCUCCUCCCUCCUGGACCAGUCCUCCAUCCAGGAGACAACGCUGGUGGACACCUUGUGGGGUUUGGACCAAGACCUCGACCCCAAAGAAAGCACCGUCAUCGAGGAGCAGAGUCGGACUCUGGUCGGUCCAGAAAUCCACUGCAACAAACACUCGGUCCGUCCACGCAGAGUUUACUGCAAAGACUGUGAACUGCACACGGACCAGAAGGAGCCCAUCACCUCCUCCUCCUCCAAAUACGCCUCCUCCUCCACCUCCUUGUCUCUGUCCAAGGACCCAGAGACGUCCAUUUACUCCAGAGACCGGAGCCGCAAAGGUCGGACAGAUGUUCUGCAGCGGUGGCUGGACUCCUGCGCUCGGAGGCUGAGGAGAGCUGCAGCCUCCUCGGCCUCCGCUCUGGGUCACGCCUGGCAGGUGUGUCAGGGGUCAAAGGUCAACGUGGAGGCCGACGGGCGCCACGGAGUUCGGUCCGGUCGCUGUGGAGUCAUGAGUCUGAAGGAGGCGCCGACCAACGGAUCCCUGUCUCAGAAAACAGCUGAGACCUUCAUGCAGCUCUGGAGACGAUGGCGUCACACAACCAGCGACGUCCACCUGCAUCGGUUUCCUCUCAGACUCCUCCUGGUUCUCCUCCCUCUGCUGCUCCUCCUCUUCAGCCUCCUCUGGUUCGGUCCAGCUGGUUUAUUAUCCGUCCUUCCAGGUGCCGGCGUCACCGAGCGGAGGACGAGCGUCUCCGACGUCCCGGGUCUGUCCUCCGUCCACAGCCAGUCAACCAAGGAGGAGACAAAGGAGGUGCAGCGGCACGAGGAGUCGCUCCACAGUCGAUCUCCUCCUGAAACCAGCACAGGAGACGAGGUCGACGAGGUUGACGAGGUUGACGAGGUCAACGAGGUUAACGAGGUCGACGAGGUUAACGAGGACAGCUCUGAGCGUCUCCUUCGUCUGGAGCAGAGUCUGAGGACGUUGUGGGAGCUCGUUGAGGACGGAGGACGCCGGGCGGAGCUGAGACACCAGGAGGUGAUGCAGCUCUACACCGGCCUCCAGCAGCGUCGGUUGUCCUCCGGUCAGAGAGGGGACGAGGACGGGGACGGCUGGCUGAACGUCCUCCUGGACCAGCAGCUGUCCCAGCUUAGAGGACAACUGGACGAGGAGAGACGGCACAGGGACCAAGUCCGACAGGAGGACUUGUUGCAGCAGCAGAGUCAAACGUCUCGUCUGGACCAGAUCGAGCUGCAGCUGCAGAAGCUCUCGUCUAAAACUCAGGAGAUGAGCUCCGGUUCCACUUCAACACUUCCAGCUGCCGUCAGCGCUGGCGUGGACAGGCCGUCCCAUGAUGCUUUGCUGGCGGAGGUGGCUCGGUUGGAGGCGGCUCUGGAGGACGUCAGGGAGGACGUCCGGGGUUUGUCUCAGUGUCGGGACGACUGUCAACAACUCGCCAGGAUCCAGCAGAUGGUUUCAGGAGAAGUUUCCUCUCGGGUCCGGGAGGAGGUUCGGUCUCUGGUCUACGGGAACCAGCUUGCGGCGGGCGGAGGAGACGGCGUCCCCGUCCCGGAGUCUGUCCUUCAGUGGCUGUCCGAGCGCUACGUCAGCGAGGACGGCCUGAAGGUGGCGCUGGCCUCUCUGGAGCUCCGCAUCCUGCAGAACAUCAGCCUGCAGCUGGAGCAGAGACGCAACCAGGAGACGGUCGGCGAGGACGUCCUGCUCCCCACCGAGGACACGGAGGACACGGAGGACACCAAGCACGCUGUGACCCGGGAGGACGUCCAUGUGAUGGUGUCCAACGCUCUGCGGCUGUUCUCUGAGGACCGGACCGGCCUGGCCGACUACGCUCUGGAGUCUGGAGGGGGCAGCAUCCUGAGCACCCGCUGCUCAGAAACGUACGAGACGAAGGCCGCCUUGCUCAGCCUGUUUGGACUUCCUCUCUGGUAUUUCUCUCAGUCGCCCCGAGUGGUCAUCCAGCCUGACGUCCACCCAGGAAACUGCUGGGCCUUCAGAGGCGCCACAGGUUUCCUGGUGAUCCGGCUCUCGAUGAGGAUCCUGCCCAGCGCCUUCACCCUGGAGCACAUCUCCAAAGCCCUGGCACCGAGCGGGACGCUCCGCAGCGCCCCCCGGGACUUCAGCGUCUACGGUCUGAAGGAUGAGAACCAGGAUAAAGGGAAACUUCUCGGCACUUACACCUACGAUGAGGAUGGAGAUGCUCUGCAGACGUACGCCGUCACUGAGCAGAACGAUGAGUCCUUCCAGAUCAUUGAGGUCCAGGUUCUGUCUAACUGGGGUCACCAGGAAUACACCUGCAUCUACCGCUUCAGAGUCCACGGGACGCCGAGUCCUGACUGACGACGUCCUCCCGUCCAAACACCGCUUCCUUUUAUUUUACGUUGACUGUGCCUGUCGGCGUGAACCGACGUUUCCUCCGUCACAUCUGAUCUGCGCUCGUUUUCCUGUGGAAAAGACGCAGACGACCGUUCUCAGUGUGUUUCUGUCACUAGUUGAUAUUUUUAUAAAUCGGUGUCUUUUCUUUUAAUGGAUCCUCUGUUUUAUUCACCUGUGAGCAGAAACGUUCUCACCAACUCCUCCGUCUGUGCUGUUGAUAAAAUAAAUCCAUUUCUAUUUAAAGAGGAUAUUGGUCUAGUAUAAAAUCUAUGGAUCAGAUUAACGUUUCAUCUUUGUGUUUUUGUGUCUUCAUCAUGAAUCAGAAAACGCCAGAAACACAACGAAGGAAAUUAAUUCUGAUGAGACUGUAGCUCAGUAAAACUGUGGGUUUUAUUUCAAGCUAAAACCAGAAAGCUUUAAAAAAAAAAAAAGUGUUCUUUUAAAGCUGAACGCACCACGUUUGAGUUUGUGUUGAGAAAAUUCAGAACAGGAAAUCUGAACCAAAUAACUGCUCAUGUGAAAAGUUUUGCACCGAUUCACUGGAAUUAAUUUAAAUCAACUGCUGUAAAGUUUAUUUAUUUCAGUUAAUAGAUUUAUUUUUAUGAAGGAUUGUUUUUGUGAUUAUUCUGUUUUUGUAUGUUUGUUUUAUUCUGUUGUUUCAAGCUGCUGUAUCAUAAUAAAGAUGUGACGUUUGAUUUUUAAA
Molecule: messenger RNA, 3813 nt
Organism: Mugil cephalus (flathead mullet)
Lineage: Eukaryota; Metazoa; Chordata; Actinopteri; Mugiliformes; Mugilidae
Product: SUN domain-containing protein 2-like
Exons: 22
Coding region: 513-3074 (853 amino acids)
Biological process (GO): nuclear envelope organization
Cellular component (GO): nuclear envelope; meiotic nuclear membrane microtubule tethering complex
Molecular function (GO): protein-membrane adaptor activity
Source: RefSeq, a predicted model, not a curated record